AUGUCCGCCGCACGAGGUUUCGGCUUCCUGACGGUUUCAACCCCCGCCCGUACCCCCAGGUACCAGAAUGACGAUGGGGUGGACGAGAUGAUGGACUUUAAGCUAGAGCCGGACAUGCACUCGUUCCAGAAGGCGAGAAGGCUGGGGUUGGACGUCAGCCCCGCCGCCGCGAACACCGACAUCCCGGUGUUCUACGCAGAGGGUUUAGAGGUUAAGCGGGAUGGAGGGUUGGUGAAGCCUCUCUUCAUGGACCCGGCCGACCUGGUUGAGGCGUGGAAGAAAGCGACCGCUUCGAACCCAGAUAUGCCCGCAGAGCCUACAGUCAAGGUGUUCAACAUGCCAGACGUCAUCGUGGCCAUGGAGCUGACGGACGAGUUCAAUCAGUUCGGUUUUUUCGCUUCGACGGAGGGCGCGGAGUUCAUAAAGCAGGCCCGAGACGCCAGGAGGCCUUUCCCAAAGCCGCGACUAGGCAGAAUGUGGGCCUUUUAAGUGCAUCAUGAUCUAGUGGCCUUCUGCCCCUGCAUGGGGACACUUAAUUUGGUCACGACGUGUCU
Molecule: messenger RNA, 554 nt
Organism: Ectocarpus sp. CCAP 1310/34
Lineage: Eukaryota; Phaeophyceae; Ectocarpales; Ectocarpaceae
Source: the annotation of a GenBank genome assembly